CAAGUCAUAAAAAAUUAGCGGACAUAAAAAGAAGGAUCACUUUCACCCAUCAUAAAACUUCGAUUUUCGACAAAUAACAGCGUCCAAUAAAUAAUACAGAAAUAACAAAGUUAAAACAUAAGCAUAGCGUUCUCAGAGGCGAUAACUCCGAACUCAGAUAAGGGAAUGCCAGUUAAAACAAAGCUGAACAUUGACGAGGUCUAACGAUACUUGGAACACAAUUCCCCUUCAUCAUCAGCUCAAGUUGCCAGAUCGGACCUAUGAUUAAUAGCUGCCAAUAUACAGUUACGUGUUUCGAUAUUACCAGUGGCGUUGUAAAUCCGUACUGUUCGAGUAAUCCUAACGUCACAUUUGUUAUGAAAAACUCUAGACUCAGAGAACUCAAAUUUAGCUUUUUUGGUUCAACAAAUUUUGAUUCAAGGGUGCGUACUUUAAUAGCUGCCAACAAUGCUUGGCUUUCAAUUGAACGAGAAGCAUUCCGUUAUUAUACUAGCUGUAUUUUUAUGGACCUAUCUAACAACAGAAUUGAUGUUAUUAAUGACGGAGCUUUCUUACAAUUGUCUAAACUGCAGAAACUGAAUUUAUCAAAUAAUAAUAUUUCUGUAAUAACAGAAGAUACAUUCAAAAUGUUAAACGGUGAUACAAAUGAGUUAUUGUUUCUUGACUUGUCAUUUAAUAACUUGAGUAGUUUAUCAUCAGCUACGUUUAAGCAAGCACCAAAAUUAAACGAAUUGUAUCUUGACCAUAAUGCGAUCAGUACAAUUGAAAAUGAUUCUUUAUAUUAUUUAGACAACUUAAAUAUUUUGUCUCUAAGUCAUAACAAAUUAACUUCUCUCAAUAUGACGCUUAUUAACAUGAAAUCGUUGAAACAUUUAAUAAUAACUAACAAUUUGAUUGCUAAAAUAUCGAGCAAUGAUAUAAAUCACCUGGUAUCUUUAGAACUACUUAAUUUAACACACAAUGCGAUUGAAACAAUUGAAUCUAACUGCUUUAACUCAGCGUUCAAUUUGAAAUAUGUAGAUUUAAGUCAUAAUAGAAUCAACUCGGUCAUUGAAACAGUUAUGUUCAUAACUAAUAAGAAACUUCGAUACUUAAAUAUGUUUGACAAUAAUAUCACCAUUAUAGGAGAAAAUGUAUUUAAAAACAAUGAUCUGUAUACGUUAAACUUGGGUGAAAAUAAUAUUAAUGGAGAAAUUACGGAAUCAAUUUUAGCAGGUUUAAGCAAUAUUGAAACAUUAAACUUGAAUUCGCAAAAUAUAACAGCCAUUAGAAGUAAAGCUUUCUCAGGAAUGACAUCUUUGAGAUACUUGAAGUUAGGUCGAAACAAUAUUAGUAUCAUUGAACCAACAGCAUAUUUUAAUGCAAGUAUUAUAAAUACAUUGGAACUUUCACACAAUAGAAUCAGUGAUUUGUCUUUCUUAAGAGAUAGUUUGUUAAAUCUAGACGUACUAUAUUUAGACAGUAAUGAAAUAACAUUUAUACCAAAAAAUGCAUUCAUUAAUCAAACUGCAUUAAAAUUGUUAGAUAUAUCUAAAAAUAAAAUAACGAAUAUUGAUCAGUUUGCAUUACCUUUAACAAAAUUACAAUAUUUAAAAAUACACGGAAAUCACUUAGUGGGAACUGUGAAAAGUGAUAUGUUUAGUCCAGGGCGUUAUUUGAGAUCAUUAGAUUUAAGCAAUCUGAAAUUUACAUCUAUUAAUAAUAUGGCUUUUACAAAAUUGCCUAUCUUGGCUAGGUUAAAUAUAUCUCAUAACGAAAUUAAAGAAAUCGAUGCCAAUAAUUUUAUAGAUAUGAAUAACAUGUACAGCUUAGAUCUUUCUUUUAACGAAAUAAAGUAUUUAGAUCUUAGUAAUAGUAGUAUGGGAAAUUUAAAAGCUUUGUAUUUGAAUAACAAUAGGCUUGUGAAUAUAUCAAAAUUGUUUUCACAAACAUCCAAUUUGAUUUUUAUAGAUAUUUCGUCUAAUAACAUAACUACGUUGUACGAUAUUGGAUUACAAAUGUUACCUAACUUACAAAAACUAGACGUCUCAAAUAAUAAAAUAUUAGUUUUUAAUAAUCCACAUACUAAUGCGUUAAUUAAUUUAAUAGAUUUAAAUUUAUCUUUUAAUCUACUCACAAGUAUAGAAUUAGUUUUUUUCAGCGAAUUACAAAGUGUGAAUCUAUGUAACAAUAGCUUUACUAAGAUCAAUCACACGUUUUUUAGUAAUCUUCGUCACCUCCAAGCUUUAGAUUUUAGUUUUAAUAAAAUAAAAUCCCUUGAACCGGGUAUAUUCCAGAGCAUACAAUCUUUGAAGGUAUUGAACGUAUCUUACAAUUUCAUAAGUUCAUUGAGAUACGGUUUCCUUAAAGGAUUACAUGAAACUGAAAUAUUGGAUUUAUCCAAUAAUAAUAUUAACGAAUUAGAUGUGGAUAUGUUUCACGAAUGUUUGAAACUAAGAAAGUUGAUUAUUGAUUACAAUAACAUAAAGAGUUUAGAUAUCGAAAGACUGAUUCUAGUAGCCCCUAAACUAGAUACAAUUAGUUUUGGUGCUAAUCCUAUUUCGUGCAAAGAGAUCAUAAGAUACACAAGAUCUGAAAUGAUUAUAUCAAGAAGUGUAGAACUUACAGCUACUGAUAAAAUAUUUCACGACGAUAAUGUUCAUGGUAUUAAAUGUGGUAAUAAUGAGAAUUCUGAUAUUCCCACAUUAAAACGCAGUAAAUUAGAUUCAAAUAACACUAAAUCUGAGACCGAAAAGGUAUCAAUGAAUGUGAUCCUUCUAAUAUUGUGCUCUGGACUUACCAUUUUCAUUGUAGUAUUCAUAACAAUAUUUUAUUUAUUGAAACGAGAUCGUAAUUUAUUGGAUCGAAAUAUUAUGCCACUUAGAAAUUCUUUAGAGUUGAAUUCCGAAUACAAUCGUGAUCUAUUAGAGUGAUUAGAUCUUCACAGUUUUUGUACAAUAAUUACAUAUUACUUUAAAACUGACCAUAUAUAUUCAUUGAAAAAAUAAAUGAAUAUUAAAGAGAGAAAAAAACUACUGAUACAAUGAAUAUAUAUUAAUUUGGUAAAUCAUAUACCGAAAAUUUUGAAAAUAUAAUACAAAAUGGAAUUGAAAUAUUAAGAAGUAUUAUAUAUUAAAUUAAACAUUUAUUCAGAAGAAACAAGAUAAGAUGAAAAUGUACAAGGUCCAUAUAUCUAAAGGUAGAGCUCUAAAGAAAACUAAAUUAUGUAUAACAAUACAACAUCAGUUUAGGGUCAUUAUGUUUAUGUUGAUAACUAAGUAGUUAGUUAACAUGUUGAUCUAAUUACAGAUCUGUAUACAAAAUCUUAUUUAAGGAAGUAUUUUUGUAUAUAUAUAUAUAUACAUAUACAU
Molecule: messenger RNA, 3350 nt
Organism: Galleria mellonella (greater wax moth)
Lineage: Eukaryota; Metazoa; Arthropoda; Insecta; Lepidoptera; Pyralidae
Product: chaoptin-like
Exons: 3
Coding region: 261-2912 (883 amino acids)
Cellular component (GO): extracellular matrix
Molecular function (GO): protein binding
Source: RefSeq, a predicted model, not a curated record